AUGAAAAUCAAAAAAGUACAAUGUUUUAAUGUUUUUUUUAUUUUGUUAGUUGAUAAUCUGUUUGAUUCAUUAAACAUUAGCACUUUAUCUGUUCAAAAUGGUAAAAUUUAUAAAGGGCCUAUUAAACGCAAUUCACCUCAUCAUCAAUUAUGGCAAAAAGCUAAAGAAAUAUUAAAAACCACAAAAUAUAUUAAGAAAGUUAGAUUUGGAGAUAAAACACGAUUGACAGAAACUAUUGCACCAUCUAUAACAAAUUUAAUUAAAACUGUAGAGGGUAUAGAAUCUCUUUGGAAGUUAUUGUCUAGAAAAUAUGGCAUUGAUGCAAUGUUGACAAAAAAUUUUAACCAAGACCCUAUAGAAAACUUUUUCGGGAAUAUCAGGAGUUAUGGUGUUAGAAACAUUGCUCCAAAUACUGUCUCAUUUGAGGGGGCCUUCAAGGCUUUGAUGAUAAAUAAUUAUAGUGAGCCCCAUUCAAGUGGAGCAAAUUGUGAAGAAGAUCACAAUGAGUGUCUUCAAAGUUUGGACUUCUUCCUUAAAGAUAAGAACAUAAUAACUCCUGAUAUCCCUGAUACUAUUCAUUUUAACAGUGAAAUUUGCUUUGACCAUUCCAAUGAAAUUGACGUUGGUCAAAGCAAUUAUGUCUGCGGAUGGAUUUUAAAGAGAUGCCUUAAAUUUAUAAUA
Molecule: messenger RNA, 681 nt
Organism: Brenthis ino (lesser marbled fritillary)
Lineage: Eukaryota; Metazoa; Arthropoda; Insecta; Lepidoptera; Nymphalidae
Source: the annotation of a GenBank genome assembly